Messenger RNA from Cyprinus carpio (common carp), 1989 nucleotides. RefSeq names its product DNA replication complex GINS protein SLD5. Gene Ontology annotation, cellular component: GINS complex. Gene Ontology annotation, biological process: double-strand break repair via break-induced replication; DNA-templated DNA replication. NCBI's taxonomy places the organism in Eukaryota, Metazoa, Chordata, Actinopteri, Cypriniformes, Cyprinidae. The record is from RefSeq and is a predicted model, not a curated record.
GUCUCCGUCUGAAGGUUCCGCGGUGGUCGCGUGCGCGAAUGUAAACAGCGCAGAGCUCGGGAUUGAUUCCGCGUGUCUUGUGAAGUUUGGUGCUGCGCUGAUACUCGAAGAGCGGUGUCUGUCUGAAGCGGCUGCAGGGUGUCAGGAUGGCAGAAGGAGUGUCGGACAGUGAUCUCAGCGGAGGAGAGGAGAGCCGGGAGGAAGUGACGAUGACCCCCGCGGAGCUCAUCGCCAGACUGGAGCAGGCUUGGCUCAAUGAGAAGUUUUCUCCAGAACUGAUGGAGAACAAGUCAGAGUUGGUGGAGUGUGUGAUGGAGCAGCUCACACACAUGGAGGAAAAUCUGCAGCGGGUGAGGAAAGGUGAUGUGAAGGCCAGUGUGCAUCGCAUGGAGAUCGAUCGCAUCCGCUUCGUUCUGAGCAGCUACCUGCGCUCAAGACUGCAGAAGAUAGAGAGGUUUUUCCCUCAUGUUUUGGAGAAAGAAAAGUCACGGGCUGAUGGAGAUCCUUCAUUUCUCUCUCCUGAAGAGUUUGCCUUCGCUAAAGAGUUUCUGGCCAACACAGAGGUGUAUCUCCGAAAUGUGGCUCUAAAACACAUGCCCCCAAACCUGCAGAGCAUUGACAUGCUGAAGGCCGUUCCUGAGCCGUGUCUGGACUCGUUUGUGUUCCUGAGAGUGAAAGAGAGGCAGGAGAAUAUCCUGGUGGAGCCUGAGACGGACGAGCAGAGGGAGUAUGUUGUGGACUUGGACAAAGGUUCGCAGCACCUGAUGCGUUACCGUACUAUAGCACCUCUAGUGGCCAGCGGUGCAGUGCAACUCAUUUAAACCUGCAGAGCCUCAGGAACGGAAUGAAGACGCCACAGAGGAGCACCCUUACAUGCUUGAACACCCAUCCGCCUGAAACAUAGUAUCCCAGCUUCAUUACAGAUCCAGUCUGGACCCUGAGCAUGUCUGCAUCUCUGAAUCUAAAAGCAUUUCUAUUUUAAAAUGGCUCAUUCUCAUCAUGAAACUGACAUGAAAGCAGUAUAGAUUGUUAUUGUUGACUUUGAAAGUAAUCUAUAAGAACAAACAUUCUUCUGUGUAUUCUGGUUGUUUGGAUUGUCUUGGGUUAUUGCAACCUCCCUGCAAUAUUUCAUCACUAAUUGACAGCUCAGUUAUUGCAGUCUGAUCAGAAACUGGUGAACCUGACACGCUUGCUCUGAAGCGGAAGCUGUGGUUUUCUCUGUAAAUGGGAAGUUGCUGGUUUGGAUGUAUGCGGUCGUUUAAAUGGUCAUUGGGGUUUUGCUGGUGUGUUAGAAUAAAAUUGCAUUAUUUAUGUUUCUAUACUGGGCCACCAUGUUUUUUGUGUUGUUUGCUGCAUGCUGUUUUGUUGUAUAUUAUAGCUUGCUGCUAGAAUGAUCUGACUCUGUAAGUCUGUCAACAGGAUUUAUGGCAUAAUGUCAAUUACAACUUAAAAUAAUUUUGAUCCUCAGUUUCUGAAAAACACAUUUAUAGUGACAUACUUCAGCGAUGGGUAUCUUGUAUUUUAUUAUAGGAGUCACCAGUUUUUGUGUUUCGAAAUCAAAAUUCUAUCAUUCUAUUCUGAGUGCAUUUAUAAGUACUUUGAAACACACUUUAAAAGUUCAAUUUCAGGAUGACUAAAGCAGAAUUUGUCUAAUUGAAUUUUUAAUAACUAGAUAAAGGUUAUUAUGUCAUGUUUGAUGCAUCAAUUUCUGUGAUAAGACAUGAUAAAACUUUGCAGAAAUACCUAUUGUACCCAAUCUAUUACAUGCCUUAUUUCGUCUGAAUAACAAUUCAUACUUUAAGACCUGUAAUUGUAAAAAAAAAAAAAAAAAAAAAAAUCCCCCUUCAGCCUGUGAUUCACGGCUUUUUGCUGUGAAAUUCUUAUAAAUUAUACAUAAGAAUAACUUUUAUAUUAUUAGUAAGGUGAACACUUAUUGAACUGAAGCAACUUUGAUGUACUUGAUUAUAAAAUUUAUUUGUUCAUAUCUCA